Messenger RNA from Planococcus citri (citrus mealybug), 1835 nucleotides. RefSeq lists its product as uncharacterized. The transcript has 8 exons. Gene Ontology annotation, biological process: fatty-acyl-CoA biosynthetic process; long-chain fatty acid metabolic process. Lineage: Eukaryota; Metazoa; Arthropoda; Insecta; Hemiptera; Pseudococcidae. The record is from RefSeq and is a predicted model, not a curated record. Bases 140 to 1726 code for a protein of 528 amino acids. Gene Ontology annotation, molecular function: long-chain fatty acid-CoA ligase activity.
ACCUACGUCUAACAAAACAUUUCCAAGAACCAAAAUUUAUUUACCACCAACCACAGAAAUCAAAUAGUUCGUGAAUCAUCGACUUAUUUCAUUCUACGACAACUUUUGGUCAAUUCUGUGUGAUUUUUUUGCUAGAAAUAUGGCGAACAUAAUUUACGGAGCUGAUAUCUCGACGGAAACCAGGCUCAAUAUGGAACUGGAACUGCACGAGUAUCUUCUAAAAGUGACCAAAAAUCACUCGGAUAAAGUUCUAAUGAUAGACGCAGAAACAUCACGAGGAAUCACAUGUGGCCAAGUGCUUCAGGCGAGCGAUCGAAUGGCUAAAUUUUUGCACAAUUUGGGCAUUGAAAAAGGCGUCGUGGUGGCAAUCGCGAGCGAAAAUAGAUUCGAAUUUUUACCAGGGUUACUAGCAACGUUACGUAUCGGAUCGGUGUUUACUUGCGUAAAUCCUCUAUACACUACAGGUGAACUUGCUCAUGCUUUCGACAUAUCGAAACCUAUCGCUGUUAUGGUGACAAACCGGACGUACGAUAAAGUGAACACUAUACAGAAGUCGAGCGAUUACAUAAAGCAUGUUAUCAACUUGGACGUGGUGGAUUUUCUCAAAGAAUCGAAUAUAAUCGACGAUGAUAAUGAAAUUAGGACAUCGGUUCCGGUAUCGACAUCGGCAGAUCCUGCUGCGACUGCUUUGAUUUUAUAUUCGAGUGGCACCACUGGGUUAUCCAAAGGGGUCCAGUUGACUCAUAGAUCUAUUAUUUGUCUGAUGGAAGCUUACAGAACUGAAAACAUCCUGCCAUUUCCUGAUGGUAACACAAUUUCUGGACUUUUACCAAUGAGCCAUACUUAUGGAUUAUUUUGCAUACUGUCUUGCUUUGUUCUCGGGCACAAGUACAUCAUGAUUGGACGAUACUCAGAAGAAUCUUUCCUACGAUACAUCGAAAAGCACAAAAUCACCACUUUAUACGUGGUACCAUCAAUCGUAUUAUUUUUAUCGAAAAGUUCACUGGUCGACAAUUACAACUUAUCCAGUGUCAAGCUGAUAUCCAGUGGUGGAGGUCCGAUAAGAAAAAGUGUCGAAGAGACGAUUAAGAAGCGUUUUAAUUGCGACAUGAUACAAAAUUAUGGGAUGACUGAAACAACAACCAUGAAUUUAAUAUCGUUACCAAGCAGUAAACCAGGAAUUACUGGUAGACUUUUACCAGGUAUGAUGGCCAAGAUUAUAGAUUUAGAAACCGGAUAUCUUUUGGGACCUGGUGAAUUUGGAGAAUACUGUAUUAAGGGCCCGUUGCUGAUGAAGCAGUAUUGUGAUACUAGUGCUACAAGUGGAAUGGUGUCUUUUGAUGAUGAAGGAUGGUUACAUAGUGGAGAUGUAGCGUAUUACGAUCAAGAACAUAACUUCUAUAUCGUUGACAGGGUCAAAGAGUUGAUCAAAUACAAAGGAUACCAGGUGCCUCCUGCAGAAAUAGAAGGCUUAUUACUCCAACUUCCGGACAUAGAAUCAAUAGGAGUUGUAGGAGUACCAGAUGAAGAAGCAGGAGAAUUACCAAGAGCUUAUGUCGUUAAACAGACAGGAGCUGAAAUCACCGCCGAAGAGAUACAAGAAUAUGUUGCAGAAAAUUUAGCACCUUUCAAGAAGCUUAGAGGAGGAGUCAUAUUUGUCGAUGAAUUACCCAAAACUGUCAGUGGCAAAGUAGAACGAAAAGAACUCAAGAAAUGGGUGAAGUGAGAGAAAUACAUUUCUUUCUCAAUUAACGCUUAACGUGUCCUCUAUUUUAUUUGUGUGUGUUUUUUUAAAUUAUUUUUUUGAAAUACAUCAUCGAAUAUGUUGGUCACAA